AUGGUCCAUUCCCUCUUUUUGUUAGCCUUGGUCACUGUUUGCACCGCCUUCGACGUCCACCGCAGCCUUGUCAACUUUCAAGCCGACCAUCAUUCGACUUACAUCAAUUCCCGUGUGCCUGCUCGAUACGAUCUCUCAGAGGAUCAGGUAGGCGGCUCCUACUGGACAAGCACGUUUCUCACUUCAACCACCGGUAAACAGUACCUGGCUGUCAUGCACAUCCUUGGGGCUGUUUGUAAGUCGUCGGUUCUUGAGCUGGACACGCUGAAAUACUGGAGCCAUGUCGACUAUGCUGAAUUACUGGAUGCAUCCGAGCGCACUUCAAACUCGCUCGAUGUUCGCCUGACCAACUGCGGCAUUGGAUCAAACUCCGAGGACAGGAUUUCAGCCAUGUACAACCAUGUAUCAACAAAGGAUUACGCAUUCAGCUUUACUUUAGAAGCCUCUUCAAAGGUCAUCUUGAACGCCGGUGGGGGAGCCUUCACCUUCGGACAGGGUUACUCCAACACCACGCAGUGGUCUCUUCCAGCCUGCAAGACCAAAGGAACUAUCACGGUGGGAGAUAAGGUUAUCAAAGUCAACCCUUCGAAGUCUUUUACCUGGUACGAUCAUCAGAAGGGCGGCGGUGCUCCUCAGAACUGGACCUGGUUUGAGCUUCACUUUCCCGGGUCGUCAGUCAAAGCCAGUAUAUGGGUUUACGAUAUUCCCCAGCUUUCUGCCACCACCUACCGGUUCGCUACGGUUCGCAUUGGAGAAGAGUCCCAGUACAUUGUCGCUUUGGAGAUGACGGCAAACAUGGACAACACUUGGACGUCUCCCAAAACCAACAUCACAUAUCCCCUCAGCUGGACCUUGAAGUUUGAGAAUGGAGAUCGCCUAGUGGUCAAGUCUGUGCUCCCCGACCAGGAGAUAUACGGAUCGAAGCAGCUUGCUGAUACCGUCUAUGCUGGAUAUGCCACCGCUUCUGGGCGUUUCUUUGGGCAGAAAACAGGUUAUGGAGUGGUGGAGAUGAUUACAAUUUUCCAGAGCUAG
This is a messenger RNA of Ilyonectria robusta, 1032 nucleotides long. RefSeq lists its product as uncharacterized. The transcript has 2 exons. The coding region runs from base 1 to 1032 and encodes 343 amino acids. NCBI's taxonomy places the organism in Eukaryota, Fungi, Ascomycota, Sordariomycetes, Hypocreales, Nectriaceae. The record is from RefSeq and is a predicted model, not a curated record.